Messenger RNA from Anopheles aquasalis, 2267 nucleotides. RefSeq names its product protein GPR107. The record is from RefSeq and is a predicted model, not a curated record. NCBI's taxonomy places the organism in Eukaryota, Metazoa, Arthropoda, Insecta, Diptera, Culicidae. Gene Ontology annotation, biological process: transport. Gene Ontology annotation, cellular component: membrane; Golgi apparatus.
CCUGAUUGUGCUGCAUGGGCAGCAAAAAUUCUCGGAAAAGAUCCUCAAAUCCUCGAAAAAGAUUUUGGUAGACGAUUGAUUUCCCAAGCCGUUUAGAGAUCCGAAAACAACAUUUACGCCCAGAAUGCUGUGAACUAGCUAGCUAGCUAGCAUCGCCACAGUGGAGGAAGUAUAAUAUUAUCCGCUGAUUUAGCACCGAUCGGGAGUUGACAACCGAAGAGAGCGCUCUUCCUAGCUUCAGCUUCUCCGUCGCCCACAAUGCGUUGGUCCGGAUGUGCGCGGUCUUGGACCAUAAGUGGGUUGAUUGUGAUUGUCCUGGCCGCAAUAGCAGUCGCCCGGCGUCAUCAUCUGGAAGUUCGGAACGAUUUCCGGCGGUACAUCUUGCUUAGCACAUUUGGGUUCUACGCUGGUGGAGUGUUAGAUGUGCAGGUAUCUAAUUUCCGCGUUGGUGAUGGCAUGGAAAACAAUUUGUUUGGGCUGUCGCUAGACAAAACCAUGUCGGACGCAAUGAACCCAUACCUUGACGCACAUCAGGACAAAUGUAUCCUCACGGAGCCAGUGACUGCGCAGAGCAAUGGACCUAUCGUAUUUUUCAAGAUGGACCUGAAACAAAAUGUCGUUAAUGUGAGCUGCUCGAAUGACUGGCAAAACUUACACCUUUACAAAGACAGCAGCGGAGUGCCAGCUUUACGAUCGAAACGCCAGUCCCUUUUAACUAUGGGCGAUGCAAAGUUUGUCUACAUGCAGCGACGGCGACGUCGAAGCCAACCAGUCGAUAAUUUAGAUCAGGACAUGGUUUCUGGCAAGAGUACUGCAAAAAUUUGCAGUAAAUUAACGCUUCCACUCGAUGUCAAGCAAGGUGACGACACGUUUAAGUAUUACAGUUUUAAGUUCGCUAUCUACGUUGCUACCAAACAAGAGGAAGGACUGUAUAACCUUUACUUCCAUAGUUGCCCAAACUAUGCACCUAGCACACUAUAUGAGUUGAGCUUCAACGUAGACAUCGAGGAACGUAACAGUGGCAACUACCUGUCGGCAGGUGAAAUGCCACUACCAGCGCUUUAUUUUAUGAUGGCUGUGCUGUUCUUCCUGUCUGGUCUAUUUUGGGUAUUUAUUUUACAUAAGAGUAAACAACCUGUUUUCAAGAUACACUACCUUAUGGGUGUGCUAGUGUUCCUGAAAUCCUUAUCACUGCUGUUCCACGCAAUAAACUAUCACUUCAUUGAGGUACAAGGCGAACACGUGGAAGCUUGGGCAAUACUCUUCUACAUCACCUAUUUGCUCAAGGGUGCGGUGCUGAUCAUCACUAUAGUAUUGAUUGGAACUGGCUGGACCUUCAUUAAGCACAUACUAGCUGAUAAGGACAAAAAGCUAUUUAUGAUUAUUAUACCACUGCAAGUACUUGCUAACGUAGCCGAAAUUAUCAUGGCUGAAAGCGAUGAGGGUGACAAGGAGUACGGGACAUGGAGUGACAUUUUUGUCCUAGUCGAUCUGUUAUGCUGUGGUGCAAUCCUUUUCCCAGUGGUGUGGUCAAUUCGCCACCUCCAGGAGGCCGCAGGAACUGAUGGGAAGGCCGCCAUCAAUCUUCGCAAAUUAAAGCUGUUCCGCCAGUUUUAUAUAAUGAUUGUUUGUUACAUCUAUUUCACACGGAUCAUCGUUAUUCUCUUGAAGAUCACAGUUGCCUUCCAAUACGCUUGGCUGGAUGAGAUGUUCAAAGAGAUGGCCACCUACGUGUUCUUUGUUCUGACGGGUUACAAAUUCCGUCCCGUUUCGCAACAUCCUUACUUUUCAGUACACGGUGGCGACGAUUUUGACGAUGAAGACGAUCACGACGAUGAUGGGGAAGUUGAAAUCCUCACACAUUCCGGUUUAAGCGAAGGAAUUGGCAAGGUGACAAAUCGUUCGCAACCACUGUCGGUUUCAGUAACGGCGGCAACGCUAGUCGAUUCGCACGUUGAUGCCGAGGAACGUGAAAAUUUGAUAAGCAAAAGAGAAUCAUCUCACGAGUACGAUUAAAAUGAGUAUGGUUUAGGAAGAAAUGAUUACUGUGAAUAUCUUGCCCUAGCUAAUUUUCCAUUUUGUAUUUGUUUUGAGUUUUCAACGAAAGAAGUUAGGUCAGUGGUAGAAGUAAUGUUCAAGGCAAGCCAGAACCACUGAGCAAGGUAAACAAUGGAAGAUGCGGGGACAAUGUUUGAACAUAACUUCAGUUUGAACUUAGGCUAUUCCGAUAUAAGUUAGAAUAUAUUGUUUUUUCCAGAAAUCCCCUC